Molecule: messenger RNA, 2787 nt
Organism: Osmia bicornis bicornis
Lineage: Eukaryota; Metazoa; Arthropoda; Insecta; Hymenoptera; Megachilidae
Product: UDP-glycosyltransferase UGT5-like
Exons: 4
Coding region: 1005-2492 (495 amino acids)
Molecular function (GO): UDP-glycosyltransferase activity
Source: RefSeq, a predicted model, not a curated record
CCUUACUGAAUAAGUAAAAUUUCAACUACGAGACUUGUUAAUAAUAAAGUUUAUAAUCACAUAAAUAUUGUACCAAAAAAUUGUCUACUAACAUAUAUUAUAUAGUACAAUUGACCCGGUGUCGAUCAGAAGGUUAUGAAAGUACUUUAUCGUGAAUGAAUAUUGAUAGUGGAGAGAAAUGUGAAAUAUAUAAUUGUGUAUGAUUAUAUAUACAUCAUUAGACAUUAAUUAUUCAACUGGUAGAAAUAAAUAUUUCAUAGUAACAUAUUGACUGAGUUUAUAUGUAACGUUUUUUCUGUAAAAAUCUUUAUGCAUUACACGAUAUCGUACAACGAAGAUACGCGUCAUGUCUAAAUAGAGUGCACGCACACUCGUUUAAAAUGUGAGCAUACAUUUCCAGAACUUUUAGCCGGCUCCCACGUUGGAGCUUCCCUUCUGGACCAUUGACCAGAGUUGCUUACGAUAGUCAAAUGUUACGACCCACGCGAUCAUUUAUGCUUCGUGGCGACCCUGUGUCAGAAACGAGUCAUACGUGUUUUAUUCGUUUCUUCUCAAACUGAUAUUUCCAUCGAUCUGUGUGUGAAAUAUUUUUUGAGUGAGAAGUAGUGUUCAUCUACCGUUCUUGUGACUAUAAGGCGCGAAAACUAUGCAGGAUUGUAAAAUCUGUGCCUAGCAGACUCGCCUACAGCAGACUGAACUACGAUUUUAUGGUGAAAUACUUUGUGAUAUUUUAUGACCAUAACAAUUUUGGGUAUUUCGUAAGUGAAAUCAAGCUAGUGAUUUUCAACUAUUCUAAAAUACCGGCGCAAUUAUAACAAUUUGAAUAAAUUGUAGUAUCGGUGUCUCGUGAGAGGAAAUACUAUUCCAUAGUUAACGAACAACGUAUUUCGAAAUCGCAAUUAACCGAGGAACUGCUUAUCAAUCAGAUACAACUAUUCUAUCAUUUUUUUUUUAUUCUAACGCGUUGAAUUAUUUUUGUCGAUCGUUACCAUCGCUUGGUCAAGAUGCUCCCUCUCUUUGCAUUAUGCAUGUGUCUCUAUCUGGUUCACAAUGCUGGUACUUCGACACUGACUACACCCCCGCAAUCAGCAGUGGUAGUCGCCUUUGAAGAUGUCUACGAUUUAUCCUUGUUAGCGAAUACUUUGUCGGAUCAAGGGAUUGAUGCUACUUUGAUAAUACCAGAUUCGUAUGAGAAUGAACUUUAUGAGACACUGAUCGAUGUUGAGGUGUUAACGGUGAAACUUAAAACUGAAGAAUCCACGUCUGCAGAGAAACGGGCAGUUCAAGCCUGUGAAGCGCUCUUGACGGAUGAAGGUAUUGCGAAGAAAAUACAGGAGAUUCAGCCUACCUUCACCAUAUUCCCUGCACUCAGACACGAUGGUUGUCUGUUACCCUGGGCAAAAACCAUCGAGUCCAUUCCAGCCGUAUGGACCCGUAAUCGGGACGAGGAGCUGUACGUAUUUGAAUACACGAAUGCUGCUUGGCCGGUUCAGAGUGCAGGACUGUGGACACGUCUAUGGACGAGUUUCUCGAGGAGGACAAAAUUCUCGACGACCCGGGACGAGUACGUGGCGUAUGCUCUCCGGAUAGCGGGGAAAUACUUGCCAGACACUGGUCUCAAUUUAGACAAUCUUUAUACCGACCUUCGCCUGAUACUUUGGGGAUCGGAUGUUGUCUUACGUUCGGAUUUCGUGCCCCUCACGCAGCUUAUAGUUGAAGUCGGCUGCCACCACUGCAGAGGAGCCCAUCCCUUACAAGGAGACCUGCACAAGUCACUACUCGAAUUUAGAUUUGGAACCGUAGUGGUACUUCUGGACGAGAAUUACCAUACCUUGAUCAAGGAAUUGGCCGAAAAAUUGCCGCAGGGAAGGGAUGGUCAAGCGUUGGUUUGGAAGAACAUGAAAUGGCAGAGCUCGAGCAGCGCUAUGCCGGAUAAUCUUUUCAUUCAGUCGGGAAUUGAUCGGCAAGACCUAAUAGGUUACAGUCGUACACGAGUGAUGCUGAGUCACUGUGCUGAUUCAGAGUUGCUAGAAGCUGCCUUCCACGGAACUCCAGUGAUAUGCUUCCCUAGGAACUCUCAGGAAUCUCAGAAUGCGGCCAGAGCGGUUCAGCUGGGUUUCGCUCGGUCCACGGAAGACAUUCGUGCGGUGUCCAGCGAAGAAAUAGCCAACACCGUGAACCAGAUUCACGAGACUAUGGAUUACCGCGAGAAUGCUCGCAAGGUUUCUCUGGCUAUACGUGAUAGAAUAAAUCCUGCGGUGGAUAGGCUGAUCUAUUGGUUGCGUUACAUGGCGAGAACCAGAGACUGGAACAUUGACUUCCUAGCUGCUGAUCCUUCGGUGAAAACUUUCAACGAGGAUCUUCAGUUCUUCCUUGGCUUGUUCGUAGGCAUAAUUAUAAUAGGGAUAUCCUCCACUGCCGGUUGCUUGCUGACAAGAUAUCUAGUCGUAUCCAAGAGGACGCAGAGGUCAAAGGGAAGGUACGCCCGGUAGAGAUGAUGAUAGGUGAACUGGAAUCGAUAGGAUGGUUAAUUACGGACACUUUUCGCAUAUGUAUUUAUAUAAAUGCACGUAGAGUACAGGUACAUACAAAUACAAAUGUUACGAGCUAGGGUUUAUCUCAUUGCUAAUGAAGAGACGUAUCUAUUACGAGAAUACUUGAUCAAUAAGAUUGAUUCACUGAUUGACUCAUUGAUUGAUUGAUUGAUUGGAAAAGCUAGAAAGUACGAUGUAAACAUGUUUAUCAUAAGAAGGGAGGAAAAAAAAUAAAUUACAAUUUGUAAUACUG